This is a messenger RNA of Fraxinus pennsylvanica, 762 nucleotides long. NCBI's taxonomy places the organism in Eukaryota, Viridiplantae, Streptophyta, Magnoliopsida, Lamiales, Oleaceae. The record is from the annotation of a GenBank genome assembly.
AUGUCUGCACUAGAGUGUGGGAAGAGAUCUUUCUUUGAAGAUAUAGAUUCAUCAGCAUCAUCACCGGCGUCAGUGUCAGCAUCGCCGCCGGUUUAUAAGAAAAUUCGGUGCUCUUCCUACUCGCCGCCGCUGACUCCCAUAGAUCAAUUGAAGGUCUUAUUUCCUGAUAUGGACAGUCAGCUUCUUGAGAAAGCUUUGGAAGAAUGUAGCAAUGAUUUGGAUUCUGCUAUUAAGUGCCUUAACAGCUCCUCCUCCACUGCAGAAACAAAUGUGCAUAUGGAGAAAGGUGCAAUACCAACUGGUGGGGAGGCAGUUCCCUUGGAACAGCCUCACUUCCAAAACAACCUGCCAGAAGAUGGUACAGAAUGGGUGGACUUGUUUGUGAGGGAGAUGAUGAGUGCCACUAGCAUAGAUGAUGCUAGAUCCCGCACAAGAAGAGUAUUAGAAAGUUUGGAGAAAUCCAUUGGUGCUCGGGCAGAGGCAGCUCAUAGCUUUCACAAGGAAAAUGUGAUGCUGAAGGAACAAAUCGAGGUGCUUCUCUGCGACAAUGCCAUCCUCAAACGAGCUGUAGCGAUCCAGCAUGAACGCCAAAAGGAGUAUGAUGAGAGGAGCCAAGAGGUCCAGCAAUUGAAGCAGAUGGUGGUUCAGUAUCAGGACAGGUUGAGAACUGUAGAGGUGAAUAACUAUGCCUUGACAUUGAAAUUGCGUCAGGCUCAGCAGAGCAAUUCAAUCCCUCGUCACUUCCAUCCGGACGUGUUCUAG